UAUUUUAAAAUAAUGUUCUAAAUUACAGGUAUUCAGUGACUCUCUCACCAUCGAAAAUGUAAAACAUUAGAAGUAAGAGGCAGACAUACAGAAAGAAACAGCCAGUGAGCCUAGAAUUCCAAGACUAGGAAAUAGAACCAGUCAGUCAUGACGCAGGCACCGACGUCUAACGACGCGUGUCUGAGUAUCGUGCACAGUCUUAUGUGUCAUCGCCAGGGUGGGGAGAGUGAGAGCUUCGCCAAGCGUGCCAUCGAAAGUCUGGUAAAAAAAUUAAAGGAGAAGAGGGACGAAUUGGACAGUCUCAUUACGGCCAUAACCACCAGCGGGGCCCACUCCACCAAGUGUGUGACCAUACAGCGCACACUAGACGGGAGACUGCAGGUCGCAGGACGUAAGGGUUUCCCUCACGUGAUUUACGCGCGGAUCUGGAGAUGGCCAGACCUCCACAAGAAUGAACUGAAGCACUGCAAGUUCUGUCACUACGCCUUCGACCUCAAACAGGACAGCGUGUGUGUCAAUCCUUACCACUACGAGAGGGUGGUGUCUCCUGGGAUAGAUUUGUCUGGACUCAAUAUCCAACAUGCAGCCCCGCCCUCUCGCCUUGUUAAGGACGAGUAUGGUAACGAGAUCGGGAUGAGCAUGUCGAGUUCUGAGGAAGUCUCACAAACAGUACAGCAUCCUCCUCAGAGCGAGUUCGCUCGGAUCCUGACGUCCGGCGGCAUGGGUCAAGGGUCAUCCGGCCCUCAGUCGACUGUACCACAGCACCCUCACACAGCAGGACCAGCUAUUUCAAGCCCCUUGGGGCGGGGCCCCAGUGCCCCCAACACCCCCCUACAUAAUCCAAUGUCCCCCCAGGCCAAUCCUUUAUCGCCACAGGCACAAUCAGCAGCAGCCAGUGCCAUGUCUCACGGUCUGCCCUCACCGAUGGGGGAGGGAUUUGGGGCUCAGGUGUCCUCUCACGUCUCACAAUCACCGACAUUAUCCAACAUCAGCGCAUUUCCCCCACGCAGUUCUAUGGCCGCUACAGCGACCUGGGUGGGAAAUAACACAGCAACAUAUACCUCUUCACAGGAUCCUCAAUUCUGGAACAACAAUCACAUGCAGUCAUCUGAUGUGCAGUCCUUACCUCCCCUUACCAACCAAAACCCCCCUGAGUUUUGGUGUACCAUUACGUACUUUGAGCUAGACCAGCAGGUUGGUGAGACGUUUAAGGUCCCAUACAGUUAUGCUCGAGUGACCGUGGACGGUUACACCGACCCAUCCAGUCUAGACCGGUUCUGUCUGGGUCAGCUGUCCAACGUCCACCGCACAGAAACCAGCGACAAAGCCAGGUUACACAUAGGUAAAGGUGUACAGCUGGACUACAAUGGGGAGGGGGAUGUGUGGAUCCGGUGUGUCAGUGACCACAGUGUGUUUGUCCAGUCUUACUACCUUGACAGAGAGGCAGGGAGACAGCCGGGGGACGCGGUCCACAAAAUCUACCCCAGCGCCUAUAUAAAGGUGUUUGACAUACGUCAAUGUCACAGACAGAUGCAGGAACAGGCCGCCACGGCUCAGGCGGCAGCAGCAGCUCAGGCCGCCGCGGUAGCAGGAAACGUCCCAGGACCCGCUUCUGUAGGGGGUAUUGCUCCAGCUGUCGGCCUGAGUGCGGCAGCAGGGAUUGGGGUGGACGAUCUGAGAAGACUGUGUAUAUUACGUCUGAGCUUUGUGAAAGGCUGGGGACCGGACUACCCCAGACACAGUAUAAAGGAGACACCCUGCUGGAUUGAGGUACAGCUGCACCGACCACUACAGCUCCUAGAUGAGGUCCUACAGACCAUGCCCAUAAACGAACCCCGACCCCGAGGGUUCUUCCUCGGUUGAUUGACCUUUGAUUGACCUUUUGACCCAGGGAGUCCUGACAGCAUUUCUCUAUGUUUGUGUAUCCUCUGCGUUUUUAUAAAAUCGACAUCAGUGGUGUUGUUUGUUGACAUCCAACUGUUCUUACUCUGUUGUUCUGUGGGGAUGUUUUUAUAUAUAUUGUGCUGUUACAUGCUUUUCAUCGAAAAGUUCAUUCAUGCACUUAUCACUGUUAUUUAAAAUCACCUAUGAAGAGAUUACACCAGAUACAGUGAUUAAAACUCAUCAUAGUUAAUGAUCAGGGGUUGUACCAAAGCUUUUUCCUGACAUCUUGGCAUCCUGAGAAUAUUAUCAAGAGCACAGUGGACCUGAUAACUUUAUAUACAAGUGAUGUACAUGUAUUAGAAUUGGUGAAAUGUCCCCUUUUAUAUAUCUCAGGUUGUAACCACAGACUGCCAAAGUUGCACUUCAGAUUUUUCUGUUAGAAAACUUUGUUUAACUCUUGAAUAGAUUUCUUUUUAUGGUCACUUAUUCACUACUCGGUAAUUUUUAUCAGUCCCAAUUUGGAGAAUGUAAAAAGAGUCAGUGUUAGAUAAAAUGGGGGAGGGGGAAGACCAU
Molecule: messenger RNA, 2457 nt
Organism: Saccostrea cuccullata (small rock oyster)
Lineage: Eukaryota; Metazoa; Mollusca; Bivalvia; Ostreida; Ostreidae
Product: mothers against decapentaplegic homolog 4-like
Exons: 12
Coding region: 148-1863 (571 amino acids)
Biological process (GO): transforming growth factor beta receptor signaling pathway; anatomical structure morphogenesis; regulation of transcription by RNA polymerase II
Cellular component (GO): heteromeric SMAD protein complex
Molecular function (GO): I-SMAD binding; DNA-binding transcription factor activity, RNA polymerase II-specific; RNA polymerase II cis-regulatory region sequence-specific DNA binding
Source: RefSeq, a predicted model, not a curated record